AUGGAAAAAAUUCAAAUCAUUUCAACUUGUUUAAUUGGAGCAACAACAAAUGAUGAAUCAAUUUCAUACAAAAACAGUACCCCUAAAGUUUCUAAAAUUGAAAUGACACCAUGGGAUUUACGAUUCCUCCUUCUUGAAACCAUCCAAAAAGGUCUCAUUUUCCACAAACCAAAAAAAGAGGAAAACAACAUUCAUAAAUCAUCAUUUAUUGACCACUUAAAAAAAUCCCUUUGUCACACUUUACAUUUCUUUCCACCUUUAGCCGGUCGAUUUUUGAUCGUUAAAAAUUCAGACGACGAUACAGUUUCUUUUUUUAUAACAUGUAACAAUGCUGGAGUGGAAUUCAUCCACGCCAACACUCCAAAAUUAACUGUAUCUAUGAUUCUUGAUUCUUUAUUUGGGGUUCAAAUAACAGAGCUUGUUGAUGGUUAUUUUAUUGGAUGUACUAUGAAUCAUACAUUAGUUGAUGGUACUUGUUUUUGGCAUUUCUUUAAUUCUUGGGCUGAAAUUUCUCGUGGACAUAAAAUCAUUUCUAAAAUUCCAAUUUUAGAACGUUAUUUUCCGGAGAAAAUAGAAGUCCCAAUUCAUCUUCCCCUGAAUUUGGAUGAUGAGAAAUUAAUCGAAAAAAUCGAAGUUCCAACGUUGAUGGAAAGGGUAUUUCAUCUUAGUAAAGAAAAUAUUGUUAGACUCAAGAAUAAGGCCAAUGAUGAAAUGGGUAUUAACUCGAUUUCUUCUUUGCAAGCUUACUUGGCUCAUCUAUGGCGAUGUGUUACUCGAUGUCGUAAGCUUGAUGCUGAGAAAGAAGUCAUCGUCACCAUUCCUAUAGGCGCAAGAUCAAGACUAAAUCCUCCUCUUCCAAAAGGGUAUUUUGGAAAUGCAAUUCAUGGCAAGCAAGUAAAGACAAGUGUAGGGGAGCUACUAGAAAAUGGACUAGGAUGGGUUGCAAUGCAAAUAAACAAGAUGGUUGUUUCUCAAAACUCUGAAGAAGUGGUGAAAAUAUACAAAGGAUGGGUUGAAAAUCCAGUUAUAUUAAAAAAGGGGUCAGUAUAUGAGGGGAAUAAUAGAUUGCUCAUUAGUAGUUCUCCAAGGUAUAAUAUUUAUGGUAAUGAUUUUGGUUGGGGAAAACCAAUUGGUGUGAGGAGUGGAAUGGCAAAUAAAAGUGAUGGGAAAAUUACUUUAUUUCCUGGUGAAAAAGAAGGAAGUGUAGAUAUUGAAAUUUGCAUUGUGCAAGAGACUUUGCAAGCAUUGGAGAAUGAUCAAGAAUUCAUGGAGUUUGUAACCAAGACUUAA
Messenger RNA from Solanum verrucosum, 1290 nucleotides. RefSeq lists its product as uncharacterized. The record is from RefSeq and is a predicted model, not a curated record. The transcript has 2 exons. Bases 1 to 1290 code for a protein of 429 amino acids. Lineage: Eukaryota; Viridiplantae; Streptophyta; Magnoliopsida; Solanales; Solanaceae.